AUGCUCCCAACAGCGAUCGUCCAAUCUGGCCGCUCAGCGUGGAAGGGCCCAUUCUUUGUCGCCUUUCCCAACCUCCGCCAUGCUCUAGAGAAUAAUGUGCCUAUCCAAACCCAGGCACGCUCAUGCACCAUCCUGCCAAAUUUCGUCGGAUUGCGGUUCCUCGUCCACAAUGGCAAGGACUACGUCCCGGUGGUGGUGACGCAGGAUAUGGUGGGCCACAAGUUGGGCGAGUUCUCGAUAACGAAAAAGCGUUUUACUUACAGGGCCACAAAGAACAAGUAG
This is a messenger RNA of Fibroporia radiculosa, 282 nucleotides long. RefSeq lists its product as uncharacterized. Gene Ontology annotation, molecular function: structural constituent of ribosome; RNA binding. Bases 1 to 282 code for a protein of 93 amino acids. The transcript has 4 exons. Gene Ontology annotation, cellular component: ribosome; cytosolic small ribosomal subunit. Lineage: Eukaryota; Fungi; Basidiomycota; Agaricomycetes; Polyporales; Fibroporiaceae. Gene Ontology annotation, biological process: translation; ribosomal small subunit assembly. The record is from RefSeq and is a predicted model, not a curated record.